This is a messenger RNA of Wyeomyia smithii (pitcher-plant mosquito), 1041 nucleotides long. RefSeq lists its product as uncharacterized. The transcript has 2 exons. Gene Ontology annotation, biological process: N-glycan processing. The record is from RefSeq and is a predicted model, not a curated record. Gene Ontology annotation, cellular component: glucosidase II complex. Lineage: Eukaryota; Metazoa; Arthropoda; Insecta; Diptera; Culicidae. Gene Ontology annotation, molecular function: protein binding. The coding region runs from base 187 to 909 and encodes 240 amino acids.
CCAAGAACGAAAACGACAUUAGUAAACGUCAGCAACAAAUUGAUAAAAAUAAUCAUCUUAAAUGUAAACAACAUUAAUUAGUUAUAAUUCGGUGGUGUCAAUUGCCCACUUAACGUAUAUCGAACCAUCACUUUUUGUUGAUAUUAUUAAUCGAUAUAAUUUGUUAGUUCAGUAGUAUCAAGUAAAAUGCGUAAAACAUGGGUCAAACGGGACAACAUCUACUACAAGCCGUUUUACAAACAAAAGCUAAAGAUGACCUUGCUAGGAGUGUUGCUGAUGGCCGUUGUCUUCUUUGGUUACCAGUUUUUCUACAUCAGUCAGUUGCAAACAGAAUCGGGCACGGGGAACAUUGUCCGGGUGGAGGCAGACCAACAUCAGGCUAAUAAUCAACGUGUUAAUUCAAUAGGGAACGACGCUGGUUCGGAAGUGGACGGAAUUCGGGACGAAGGUGGAGGACUAUCGGCCAGCGUUAACCAGAGUGGCAAUUCCAAGGGUCCAUCUCAGGACAGUCGCUACGUUUUCGUAGAGAAGGUAGGCAACUACGAAAAGAAGAUACUCAGGGGCAUUCGGUUAAGUGAUUUGGACCUAUACUCAGAGCGUUCGCGGUCAUCUUUUCGUUGCUUGCAAGGAAAAAGUCGGCUAAUCGAUUGGGAGAGAGUUAAUGAUGAUUAUUGCGACUGUCCAGAAGACGGAAGCGACGAACCGAGUACGAAUGCUUGUGCCCAAGGACGCUUCUACUGUCGAUUCCAGAAACGGCACCUAACCGGACGAGGUGGCUACACUUCGAUACCUAGCUCCUGGGUGAAUGACGGUAUUUGCGACUGCUGUGAUGGAUCGGACGAAUGGCUGCGGAAGCAGAAUGAUGGCAUUAUGUGCCAGAAUAUUUGCAAACAGAAGUUUCCAUAUUAGAUGGCAGAAAAGUUAUGUCUAGAACUGAUUCGUGAUUAGUAGGCAUUUCGAUGAAAAUAUGCGUAUGCGAGAACUGGUGCGAAAGGAUGUGAGUUUUUCCUACGUUAAACAAUAAAUUAAUUUAGUAUCAUA